Messenger RNA from Symbiodinium sp. CCMP2592, 1314 nucleotides. The record is from the annotation of a GenBank genome assembly. Lineage: Eukaryota; Dinophyceae; Suessiales; Symbiodiniaceae.
AUGACGUCCUUUGCGCUGCCCUUGGAUAAACUCGGUUGCUCCUGUAAUCCAUCUCACAGCGAGCCCGAGCAUCACGAUGCUUGGCGGGAUUUACUCGACCAGUGGAAGGAUAAGCUUCAGGCAAGACUGGAGGAGGACUUGAUGAUGAUUCAAGAUAUACAACAAACCAUUCCUGAGAGCUCUGUUGUCAGUCACAAGCGCUGCCCAUCCACAGAGUUUUCAGCCGGACGCAGCUGUUUAGAUCCGGACGCAGUGCCGAUUCCUCCUCGGGUACAUUCUCAGGGCGUGCUGCUUGGUUUUACGUCGUUGACGGGGGAUAACCUGGACUGCGAGUCUCGAAGGCACGUUAAGCUUCAACUGCCAACAGAUCAUGCAGAAUCUGGUCGAGAUCAUCGAUUGUAUCAGAUUCACAGUAUUCGCUCCGCACCUGCAAGUUUCGUGUACUUCAGCGGUGCAGAGCGGAAACGCCUCGUGAUGCAACGAAGUGAGUAUUUGGAGUCAAACAUGGGGCCUUCGGAUGUGCAGCAUCAUGAGUUUCAACCGCUUGUUACUUGGACCAGAGGAGAGGACCCUGGCUUCAGAAUCAGUGGUGCAGAUGCAAAACUUCCGAGCUCUGACUUCGCAGAAGAUCUUAUGGUCGUGCAGGAAUACAACGGCUUCUUUCGUCAUUUCAUGAUCUUUCCGAGCAGCCCCUUGAAGCUGGCCUGGGAUUGUGCUGGGGCUGGGCUGAUCGUGCAUGACCUCUUCACAAUCUCCAUGCAAGUUUUCGAACCUCCAGAUACAGAUAUUUCAAACUUCAUGCAGUGGUUGAUUUUGACGUAUUGGAGCAUCAACAUGUUGAUCUCCUGCCUCGUCGGCUACAUAGACAAAGGGAUAUUCGUAAUGGUUCCACACAAAGUUAUUUUCCAUUACAUCAAAACUUGGUUUCUCAUCGACCUGAUCGUAGUCGGCUCAGACUGGAUAUUCUCACUCUCUGCAUCUUCGGAUGGAUCAUCUGAAUCCUCAGCUGGAAGCUCGGUCAAACUUCUACGAAGCCUCCGCCUCUUCCGCAUGGUGCGGCUCGUGCGAAUCCUACGCCUGAGGAAAACCAUGGAAAGCAUCAGCGAUUUGGUGGAUUCCGAGUACAUCAGCAUAGUUGUCAGCAUCCUGAAGAUGCUAGCCUUGCUCUUGAUUGUCAACCAUGUCAUAGCCUGUGUGUGGUUUUGGAUUGGCGACCUUCAUGGCGGAGGUGGAUGGAUCGAAGCACACCAGCUCAAUGAUGCAGCCUGGGACUAUCAGCAUCUGCAGCCUGCAAUAGUUCCAUAUCACCUAUAA